AUUUAUUUCCAAAGAUCUGUUAUCGCUCAUCAAUCAUCACUGUCAGUCACACCACCAAAACAGAAAAGCUCCCUCCCCACUAUCACACCAUCUCCAUGGAAGAAAAACCCAAGAACAAGAACAAGAAGCAGAAGCACCAGCACCCCAACGAUCAAACCGCCAAAACCACCUCUGAUUUCUCCUUCAAGCCUUCCUCCGACGUUAAGGGCCUCCGAUUCGGCGGCCAAUUCAUCGUCAAAUCCUUUACAAUCCGCCGGGCGCGGCCUCUGGAGCUCCUCCGUCUCCUCUCUCUUCCACCCACAAAACCCGGAUUCCCUUCCACAUCCGCCUACCUCCCAACGAAUUUCACGAUCCUGGCCCACCACGCGUGGCACACGCUCACGCUUGGCCUGGGCACGAGGAAAUCGAAAGUGGUGGUGUUCGUGUUCGAGUCGGAGAAUAUGAGGGCGGCGGUGGACCGACUGUGGCCGUCGGAGAUACCCCUCGGAGAAGUGAACAAGAAGCUGAUUAGGGGGCUGACCGGAUGCGAAAUGGCGCGGUUCAAGUUCCGGAAAGGGUGCAUCACGUUCUAUGUUUACGCCGUCAGAAGAAGUGGGAAUUCCGGGUUCAUCUGCGCCGACGAUCUGAGGACCAUAUUGCAGUCGGUGGCGGCGCUCAAGGAUUUCAUUGACCACACGGCGAUGCUCGCCAUGCCCAACCAGAAAAGCAUCAGCUACGCGCCACCGCUUGCCGUCGCUCAUUAAAUUAGGCAUGUUCUAAUUUUCUGUUUCUUUUCUUCCCAAGGAUUUGACUUAAAAUACAGUAUUUUUCUUUUGCUUUUUCCUUCUUGAUGGGGUAUGGAAAUGGUGGAAUGAAUUUUUAUUUUUAGGUAUUUUUUUUUGUAAAAAUUUUGAUUUCCCAACUUUGUAUUCUACGAAGAAUGAAUGAAUAAUUGGAGAAUUGGUGGGGUGAAUUUAAUAUA
Molecule: messenger RNA, 961 nt
Organism: Sesamum indicum (sesame)
Lineage: Eukaryota; Viridiplantae; Streptophyta; Magnoliopsida; Lamiales; Pedaliaceae
Source: RefSeq, a predicted model, not a curated record